Colletes gigas is the source of this 2800-nucleotide messenger RNA. RefSeq lists its product as uncharacterized. The record is from RefSeq and is a predicted model, not a curated record. Bases 235 to 2385 code for a protein of 716 amino acids. The transcript has 9 exons. Gene Ontology annotation, biological process: meiotic chromosome condensation; mitotic sister chromatid separation. Gene Ontology annotation, cellular component: nucleus; condensin complex. NCBI's taxonomy places the organism in Eukaryota, Metazoa, Arthropoda, Insecta, Hymenoptera, Colletidae. Gene Ontology annotation, molecular function: chromatin binding.
AUAGCAAACUAUCGUGUAUAUAAACAUUACUUUCUCCAAUGUAUAAGUUUCAUUAUAAUUCAUUUAACCGUUCCAUGCUUAUUAAGCAAAUUAAUUUUUAUUAAUUUGUGGCGAUGAGUUUGUCAAUAAUCUAUCAAUUGUACGUGAAAAACGAUAAUAAUGUUUUGUUCAAUAUAUCGUGAUAUCCAUCUGCAAAGGGAACACCCUUAAAAAAGUAUAUAUCUAGCAUCGAAAAUGGUCACGCUACAGGAUAUUAGUAUGCAGCUUAUGAAACCAGCAAAAGAUCUUGCUGAUUGGAAAUUUCCAUUGUCGCAGGUUUUAGAAGAAUAUUAUGCAUUAUUAGAAGACCCGUGUAAUAUAAACUUUGGGGAAGCAGCACUCGUUCUCCAAAAUUCAACUAACGUAUACGUGCGCAGAAUUGAAUGUCUUUUGAAUGAAAUAGAAGUUCUAAAACAAAUAUUUUUUGUCUACGAGGAAGAAGAAAUAAAAAAGAGUAGAGAAAAGAGGGUUCCAAAAAAAGUGUAUAUUGAUCUUGAGAAUUUUGUUAUUAGAGAUUUAGAAGCACAUGUAGGGAAGAACAUAAAUAAAAGAGAUCAAUUGCAAACACAAAAGAAGAUUAAAUUAUUAAGUCACCGUUUUACUCAAUUAGAAAACAAUGUAGCUCAGUUGUGUAAUCACUCCAUUCAUGUGUACGACGUGCUAGGGGAAAUAAUUGGAAAGAAAUAUGAUUUUCGGUGCAACCAAGCUAUAAAUACGAGUGGAAUGUUGGUGGAUGAAUUAACACCUUACGAUUUUACUCGCGUGCACAGUUCUCGCGUACAAAAAGGAAGAAAUUCUUUAUCGUCAUAUUCUGAACCAAAAACACCUGGUACUGGAACAUCAGGAUACCAGUCCGCCACGUCGUUAAACGACAAUGAAUUUCUUACAUCUAUUCACGAAGAAUUUGAAGAGGAUCAUGAUUUUUCUUUGCAAAUGGAAGACGAUUUCGCGGCGAACGAAUCCCAUAUCGUGGAAAAAGAAAACAUAAUAAAUAGAGAUCGUGGAAUUCCUUUUGCUAACUCUAAUAUUUCACCGUUUAUUGCCGAGAAUGUUGCUUCCAAGAAACAGCAUACACAAAAUAACUUACCGCAAGAUCCUGUAGAUAUUAAUGAUGUUAAUUGUAAAGAAACCAAUCAAACUAAAAGAAAGCAUCAGAAUGAAAAUUCAGGGCAAACAACUCGAAUUGAGGAAUGUCCAAAGAAUAAAAAAUACAAAAAAUGUGGAGCUACCGAACGAAUGGCGAAUGAUAGCAAGCAGUCGCUAGAUCGUAUUUCUAAGGAAGAUAAACUACGAAUUGCUGAAAUGGAUAAAUUAGACAGUAUCCAAUGGAAGGAAGGAUUAUUUGGCAUGCAGAAAAAAGGGAAUCAAUCGACGAAAAUAUCGAUAUGUUCUGUAGACGAUGUAAAUGAAUUUGACUGGAAACCAAUGCCGUUUAUUCAGGGAAUGAAAAGUGAAUGUUUCGAGGAUCCAUCCGUUUUGAAGCUUCCAGAAUACUUUUCUCUCUUAGAAACAAAAUUUGGCUCAAAGAAACGCAAGGUCGUGUCAAAAAUAUACAAACCAGAGUGUUUGACAAAGCUUAUUUCAUAUGAAGCCGGAUUACUUACGAUUAAGGAAAAAGAUUUCAUUUUGCGAGCAAAGAAGCAAUUUAAAUGCUUGCACAAAAAGGAAUUGGAGGAUUUUAUAAAAAACUGUGACGAUUGUUUAAAUAUAACAAGAAGAGAUUAUGAUACUUCUGGACACAAAGCUACGAGAAAUGUAAUUCUCGAUUUAUUAGACUUUCGUAUUGCUCAAAAUCAAAACAAUUUCAUCGAAAAUGAUACCGAAGAGAUUCCAAGCAGAAAUUCUACGCCUAGCGACUUACAAUUGCAAUCUAUUUCUCAUAACUCACUCGAUAUCACUGAACAAUCCCAUAACUUAUGCGAUAGCUGGUAUGAACCUUCAGUCUCGGAAAUUGAUGUGUCUUAUUCGCUACCGGAUUAUCAGUCGUUGAUCGAAGGUAAAAUGAAAGAAAUUUUCGAAGAAUCUAACGUCGCAACCGAAUUAGAUCAAGCUGUUGCCAAGUGGCAUGCCUCUCUGCAGUCGAAACUGUCCGAGGCUGAAAUAAGGCCUACAUUUCGAAUUCACGACUACACUGCUCGUAUAAUGGGAACUCUACAGGCACUGGAUCAAAAGAAGAUCAAUUUCGACAGCGUCGUUCGCGACAAACCUGCUUGCGAAGUAGCUAGAUAUUUUCUAGCUUCGUUGCAAUUGGCUAAUACGUACGACGUGGAAAUAGAAACAAAAAACAGUGAUAGUAGUAUAGAAAUAACGUUACUCAGCGACGGAAAAGAAAGUGAGACAUGUUGAAAUUAUCUUUGCUACCGGUGAUACAGUUAAUAAAAUAAUUUUUCAAAUACUUGAAAUACGUGUUAUAUAUUUGUUUUUUUUUUAUACAAAAGUCAAUUCUGUACUAAAAUAUAUCUGCUUUUAAGUAUGGCUAUAUGGCCAUUUAGGCCAUCGACCAACGCCUUACCACGCUAUGUCUUGGAUAAAAUCAAAUAACUUCUACCUCAAACUUUCUUUCCUAUCUUUGGCAAUAUAGUAGUUAUCCAGGUGACUUGUCGUAAGUGCCCUGAUAAUUAAUAAUCUAAUAAAUAAAGCAUUAAAAAAAAAACAACCGUAUUAGGCUUACAAAUGGUUAGGAAACACUUUGAUAUUUUUCAAUUCGUUGAUAAGGAACUGACAAUCAUGUUUAUUUCUCUUGAUAAAAGAUCUUGCGAAA